AUGCGGCACAUGCACAUGGAGACGUCCCUGCCCCCGGAACACAGCACAGACCCCAGCCUGGCCCAGCCCAAUGGAGAGUUGCCCUUGGAGCCUUCCUCGCAGCGCUGCACCCACCACGGCAUCCUCACGGGCUACAAUGAGACAGAGAUCAAGCACCAGAAGGUUUAUCAGGUCUCCAUCUUCUCGCAUCUCUCCAGCUCCUCCGAGAGCGCAGAGCAGCAGGAAGGCAGCCAACCAGCUAUCAAGAAGGGUUACCCUGAGCAGCAAACUCCAGAGGGGGGGCGAGAUCCCAAACGAACUCACUGGGGUGGUGGUGGGGUGGAUGGCAAGCAUGACAGGGGACCUGGGCAGGCUACCUUGGAUGAUGAGAACACCUUUGAGGAUGGUCUGCUGGUGGAAGAACUAUGCCUGUGUGGCUCUGCCCAGCACUUUUCCCAUAAUAGGCUGCAGGUGGUGGAGCACUGGUGUGAGAACAGCCCUAGCCACAGCCCCAAGGCCAGAAGAGAGGAUAAGUUGCAGGAUGUCUCCUCUUCCUGGCCCAUUGCUUGCAGUACUUUGCACAUGAGAGACAAUUGCCCUGUCUUGCUGGGGGAUCAGCCCACAGACUACGGGGAUAACAGGGAGCAGGUGAGUGACCACAGUCUACUUUACCUUGAUUUGCACAAUAUUGCACAAACUCCCCAGCUGGAUUCUGAGGGGAAGAGAGAGAAGCCAGAGAGCAGCCUGGCUCACAGCAGCAUGGCUAACAGAGAAGAGGAAUGGCUAGCAGUAGCCAAUGGGUGCAAGGACCUCCUGGCUCCACAGGCAGCACUCAGCCCUGAGCCCAGCAACCUGAGCUCAUUGGAGAAGACGCCCCGUGGGAGCAGCUGGCUUGGCAGCAGCAGCUGCCCAGCAAAAAGGAAGCUGAUGCCUGCUGGCGAGGUUGUGGUCGACUCCUGCUCUGAGGAUGAGAGCCCGUCCCCAUCAGCAAGGAAGAAGAGGGCCCUGUCAUGCCAUCCAGUGCCCACAGCUUGCUGCAGCACUGAUGCCAAGGGGGCACCUCUCUGGAAUCACCUACUUCCCAUAGCCAAGAGCUCUGCAGAUUGCACUGUGGUUGGGAAGAGGCUGAAGAGCAGACUGAGCCUCAAAUCGUGACAUCUCUGGAGCAGUCUCCGGAGGAGUACCAGGUCCUCCACAGUGCCCUGGGCCACCACCAUCAGCCAUGCUCUGCUGGGCAACUUUGAGGAGUCCAUCCUGAAAGGACGCUUUGUGCCGUCGGGGAAGAUCGAGGGGUUCAUGGCAGAGAUUGGUGCCAGCGGCUCCUACUGCCCCCAGCACGCCACUCUGCCUGUUGAUGUCACCUACUUCGACAUCUCCGAACACAGCGUGCCCUCGCCUUUCCUGGGAGUGAUUGACUUGGAGGCCUUGGGAAAGAAGGGUUACAGUGUCCCCAAAGCUGGAACCAUCCAAGUGACCUUAUUUAACCUCAACAAGACUGUGGUGAAGAUGUUUUUGGUGACGUACGACUUCCAGGAUAUGCCAGCCAACCACAUGACCUUCCUACACCAUCGCAUCUUCCUGGUGCCUGUGGGGGAAGAGGAAAGGGCCACUGUGGGCCCCAGCAACCUACCAGGCACUGGCCCACCCUGCAGGGUCCUCUGCUACCUGGUGCACCUAAGGUUUUACAGUUCCAAAUCGGGGAAGACCUACCUUCACGAUGACAUCCGGCUGCUUUUCUCCCGCAAGUCGAUCGAAGUAGACUCGGGGAUCCCCUAUGAACUGAAAUCCUUUACAGAGAUGCCAAGGAACCCCUGCUACUCACCCCGAGCCUGA
Molecule: messenger RNA, 1812 nt
Organism: Strigops habroptila (Kakapo)
Lineage: Eukaryota; Metazoa; Chordata; Aves; Psittaciformes; Psittacidae
Product: protein FAM214B-like
Source: RefSeq, a predicted model, not a curated record